Molecule: messenger RNA, 1092 nt
Organism: Halichondria panicea
Lineage: Eukaryota; Metazoa; Porifera; Demospongiae; Suberitida; Halichondriidae
Product: progestin and adipoQ receptor family member 4-like
Exons: 2
Coding region: 88-942 (284 amino acids)
Cellular component (GO): membrane
Molecular function (GO): signaling receptor activity
Source: RefSeq, a predicted model, not a curated record
UACCAAAACAUCAGCCCCACCCCUAACCUCAAGGGGAAAAAUUAGAAAGCAGCUAAGCGUCGAGCACUGACAUGAUACAGCAGAGUGAUGGCAAGCUCCACAAAGUCUCUGUGUAAGCUGGGUGACCUUCCCAAACAUCUGCAGUUCAACAAGGACAUUCUGACUGGCUACAGACAGCCUAUGACCACCAGGGAGUGUGUACAUAGUUGGACCUACAUUCACAAUGAGUCUUUCAACUGCUACUCUCACUGUCUGGCACUGCUGUACUUUGUCUACAUCACUACCGACUACUCCAAUGUAUGGCCUUCAAAUCCCGACACGUCUACAGCUGUGAAAUUUCUGAUUGUGAACGAUUUCAUUUGUAGGAUUUUCCCGUUUACAUUGAGCAUAAUCUAUCACACUUUUAUGCCUCAUAUUACGGGAGAGAAAACUUACAAAAGGCUGCUGAAAACAGACAUUCUUGGGGUAUGGUGGAUAUGCACAUUCGGUCCAUUGUCAAGCGUCUAUACGGGUCUCUUUUGUACACCUAAAGUGAUGGCCUGCUAUCUCCUUGUCUACUCAUUUGUGUCUGCUUAUGUUCUGUUCUAUUUGAUGGUUGUCGACUGUAAGCAGAAGAGAACUUCAGCUCUCACCGUGCAAUUUGCUCUUCGUGUUUUGCUACAUCCGUUACGACUUAGUUCGCUGUCGCAUUCAAGCACUUCUGGUGUGUGCUAUUACAUGGCUAUGGAUGUUGUUUCUGCAGUUGGUGCUCUCAUCAAUACCUUCCAUGUACCCGAGCGGUGGUGUCCGGGGAAACUCGACUAUGUCCUCAACGGUCAUACCAUUAUGCACGUUGCUGCUAUUGCAUGCAUCGUUAUUGCACGAUACGGUUUUCUCAGUGAUGUACUGUGGCUGAAUGAAGUUGGAACUUGUCCUACCAUCGUUAGUGAUGCCAGCUUUUAAAACUAUGGAAUAUGAACUCAGCCCUGUUUAGUGUUUUUAUAGAGACUCUGCUAUAAUUAUACAUAACUGAUUUUAAACCAUCAUAUUUUUUUUGUUAAAUAACAGACCGAUUGCAUAAAACAUGAUAUACACCAAAUGAUUGCAAUUUAA